Hypanus sabinus (Atlantic stingray) is the source of this 8323-nucleotide messenger RNA. Its product is annotated as interleukin-18 receptor 1-like. Gene Ontology annotation, molecular function: interleukin-1 receptor activity. The transcript is spliced from 10 exons. Lineage: Eukaryota; Metazoa; Chordata; Chondrichthyes; Myliobatiformes; Dasyatidae. The coding region runs from base 1673 to 3322 and encodes 549 amino acids. The record is from RefSeq and is a predicted model, not a curated record. Gene Ontology annotation, biological process: signal transduction.
CAUGAACAGUUAUUAACUCUAGCAACACUAAUGUGAGACUGCCCUAAAUAUUGCACAUUUUAGUUUUUAUGCUUUACCCAGCCUCAUUCCCAGCAUAAACCUUAUAAUUUAGCUUUAAAACUUUCAAUUUGAUUACUGUUUUUUACCUAGUAAUAGGAACAACUUGGUAGAUGGAGAAACCAUUUCUGUUUAUUGGAACAUUUUACUUAGAUGUAGGAGCAAAUUUUAGUUGGGUGCCAAGCCUUUUUGGCAUAGAGUUAGAAAACACUUUGACAUUGCAAAACUUGGUUCAUUCUUGCAGCUCCCUCCUGCAAAACAAGUUGACAUUAAAUGACUUGUUAUUUAUAGGUACUGUAUAGGAAUGAUGGAUUUUGAUGAACUAAGGGUGUUAAAGAAUAUUAGAAAACAUGGCAAAAGGAGCUGGCUGAUACAUGAAUUCAGCUUGAUUUGUUGAAUGGUGACACAGUUCAUUCCUCUUCUGUUGUCCUUGUAUGUGAGAGCAAAGCAGGGAGUGUGAGUCACUAAUAAAUAUAAGUUGGAGAAGUGCUCGUUACUCAAAGCAGUAACAGAGAGGAAUUUACAAAUCCUUUGAGUAGUUGAAGGAGAAUAAAACAUAUUUUAUAGAGAAAAGUAAAUACUGUACAUUAAGGUAAAAGGAAUCUGAUGAGGGUUGUUCAGAUUAGGAGCAAAUUUCCGUGGAGCAGAAGAUUAGGCCAGAUUAUCUGAAUGAGGGUGAUUUUCAUCAAUGCAAUUUCAAAUAUGGAAGUAAUGAUACUUCCUGAUAAAUUAACAUUUUCGAACAAUAGUUAUAUGUCAUUGCAGUGUCAAAGGAUUCAAAGUACAAUUAUUAUCAAAGCAUGUAUGCAGUAUACAACUCUAAGAUUUGUCUUCUCCACAGAGAGCAAUUAAACAAAGAAAAUCAUGGAACCUGUUCAAAGAUUUAAAAAAAUGCAAAAACCAGCAACGCAAAUUGCACAACUGGCAACAAAAACAUCAUCCACCCAUUCAUGCAAUAAACAAAUUGCAUAAACUGCAACAAAAACAACAGCCCCCCCCGUGCAAAAACCAAAUUGUGCAAACAGCGAAAGGACCAUCAACCACCCCUUGCACAAUAAACAAAUCGCACAAGCGGCAACAAGAACUUCAACCCCCCCGCGCAAAAAAACGAAUUCUGCAAUCAGCAACUAGACCAUCAACACCCCCUCGCGCAAUAAACAAAUCGCACAAGCGGCAACAAGAACAUCAACCCCCCCCGCGCAAAAAAACGAAUUCUGCAAUCAGCAACUAGACCAUCAACACCCCCUCGCGCAAUAAACAAAUCGCACAAGCGGCAACAAGAACAUCAACCCCCCCGCGCAAAAAAACGAAUUCUGCAAACAGCAACUAGACCAUCAACACCCCCUCACGCAAUAAAGAAACUGUGCAAACAGGAACAAGAAAAAAUUAGCGUUAACACAGAAAAUAACACACAAAAUCGAAAGAGUCCAUAUUCAGUUCAGCUCAGUGUUCAUUAUCUGCAGGCCGGCCUGAUUCAAAGUCGCCCAAAAUAGCAAAAUAGCAACAGAAAAAGGAACGACCGGGAACUACUGUCCAAUACACAAACCACAGACCCAAAACUUCGGUUCCAUCGUCUGACAGCAUCGAGGGCGAGAGAGAGACUUAUAAUCAGAUCAUGGUAAUGGAUGCGAAAUAUUUGGCACUGAUAAUAUUCUGUUAUAUUUUGGGAAGAACUCAAGGAUGUCUGAUUGGCAAGUGUUUUUCAAAAAGCUCUGCACGAGUAUCCGUUACUGAAGGGCAGCAUGUCCGUUUAGCGUGCAAUCUGUGUAAUGCAUCCACUCCUCUUGAUAUGAGCAGUCUUCAAGCAUGCAGAUUUAACAUCACCUGGUACAAACAUACUCCUGAAGGUGGUCAUAGAAACAUUUUACGAGAAGCAGGCAGGAUUACCUAUGAAGAAACCUCAUUAGGAUUUUGGCCUGUCUUUGUGAAUGACACUGGGAGUUAUAGUUGUUCUGUUUUCAAUAGAACUUAUAAUGUUAGUAGUGCAGUCACAGCUUUGAAUGUACACAAGUAUGAAGGAUUAUGCGAUGUCCAGUUCUUUGAUCAUGUGGAAACUAUUGGAAAAGAAUAUACGCUGUCCUGUCCAAAUUUGGAAGUUUACAACAGCAAUGAAGAUAAUAUUACGUGGGUGAAGAACUGCAAGGACAAAGUUCACACAGGGAAUACAUACACCAUUAGUAAAGUAGAGGAAAAGAGUGCUGGAAAUUACAUGUGUGUACUCACCCUAGGAAAAGAUGGAGUGGAAUAUAAUGUUACAAGAACAAUAAGACUGAAGACCAGAGAUCAUAUUGAACGAUUUAUACCAAAAUUAAUUUAUCCUGGUAGGAGAGAGCAAAUUGAUGUUAAGCUCGGAGAUGCAAAAAAAAUUGAAUGCAAAGCUGUUCUUGGCCAGAAAAACAAUGAAUUCUGCAUGCUGUAUUGGUUAUUUAAUGAGAGGGACUUUGACACAAACGGAGAAGAUCCUGUCUAUGAACGCCAUAAGAGGGUUGUCACAAAAGGCAGUAGAACAUAUCAGAUAAGCACCCUGGUGUUCAAAAAAAUUGAAAAAGAGCAUCUGAAUGAACCUUUCAUUUGUAAAUUAAUUUGUCCAGAGACGGACUUAAAUGGCACUGUCACUCUUCGGGAAAAAGGCAAAUAUGACUUCUGUCUAAUAUUCCUGCUACUGUUUUCAACCUUGGUUGUUAUCAUUAUUGUAGCAGUGGUCUAUGCCAGGUUCAAAAUAGACUUGGCCCUUUGCUUCAGGGACUUAAUUUCCAAGGAUGAAACUCUACAAGACAGUAAGGAAUAUGAUGCCUACGUAUUGCUUCUUAAGAGUAAAGAGACUGUCAUCUGCGCUGAGGUAGAAGCUUUUGCUUUGAAACUAUUACCCACAAUUCUAGAACAAAAAUUUGGCUAUCGUUUGUGCAUUUUUGAACGUGAUGUGCUUCCUGGAUCAGCUUCUGUCGAUGAAAUGCUUUGCUACAUCAACAAAUCCAGAACCUUGAUUAUAAUACUCUGUGCUGAAUAUAUGGCAAAUGACAGUUCUAUGUAUGGCUUGAUGACAGGUCUUCAUCAAGCCUUGGUCGAGAGGUUAAUAAAGCCAAUACUUAUUGAAUAUAUUCCAAUACGAGACACAACAUUUUUACCACUGUCACUUCAGCUUAUUUUGAAAUCAGACAGGACAGUGAAGUGGACGAAUGAAUCUCUACCACAGAAUUCAUACUUUUGGAAAAAGAUAAGAUACCUUAUGCCAGCAAAAUACACUAACGCAGCUGAGAGCUCAUGAAGUGGAAGAACAAUUUGCAAUUUGAUACCAGAAUCUGAUGAUAAAGUGAUUAUGCAUUUAUUGGUAUUAAGUCGUGGAAAAUUCAUGGUUCUGUGGCAUAAAUAAGAAUUGUAGAAUAAAUAGUUUUGAGUUAGGUGAAAUUGCAAAAUUGUUGCCAAAUAGAAAAAGAAAUCAAUACAAAUAUGGAACAAGAAAUAGUAUUCUGACAAAUCCUUGUCCUUCUAAUUUGCAAUCUACAAUAUCACAUCUCAGUAUUUAAUCUGAUUUCAACAACUGAACCAGCCCAUACAAAGAACUAUAGAGAAUAAAUUAAGCAUUCUAGAAGUAGAUAUGAAUCUGGAAUUCAGGAAGGGUGGGUGAACAUAGAGAAAAUUAUGAUCGUCAAGGAGAUAGUGGUGAAAUGUAAUUCGAACUGUGAACUUAGAACUCAUUGGGUUUUUUAUAUACUUCAUCCUAAGGUUUCAAAGAAGUGGUUGUGAGGGAACUGAAGUGUAAGUUUUAAUUUUCCAAAAUUUCCUUGAUUCUGGGAUGGUUCCAAUAAAUCGGAAAAUAGUAAAUCAACCCCCCCCCCCCACCCCCAUUGAGAAAGGGAGAGAUAGAAGGCAGGAAUCUGUAGCUUAGUUAGCUUAUAAUCCGUCAAACAGAACAUGUUAGUCGAAGUCAAGGUACAUUUAUUAUCAAAAAAUGUAUAAAUUAUAAAACCUUGUUUACUUACAGGCAGCCACAUUUCAAAAAACCUGAAAAAACACAAUUAAAGAAAACAAAUUAAAAAAUGAGAAAAUCUGCAGAUGCUGGAAAUCCAAGCAACACACACAAAAUGCUGGAGGACCUCAGCAGGCCAGGCAGCAUCUGUGGGAACGGGUACAGUCAACAUUUAGGACUGAAACCCUUUGCCAGGACUGGAGAAGAAAAGAUGAAGAGUCUGAGUAAUAAAGUGGAGGGGGGAGGAAGAACCACAAGGUGCUAGGUGAAACCUGGGUGAGGGGGAGUGGUGAAAUAAAGAGCCGGGAAGUUGAUUCAUGAAAGAGUUACAGAGUUGGAGAAGGGGCAGUCUGAUAGGUGAGGGUACAAGGCCAUGGAAGAAAGAAAAGGGAGGGAGAGCACCAGAGGGAGGUGAGAGAGGGAAUGGGAAAUGGUGAAGGGGAGGGCAUUACUGGAAGUUCGAGAAAUUGAUGUUCAUGCCAUCAGGUUGUAGGCCACCCAGAUGGAAUAUCAGGUGUUGCUCCUCCAACCUGCGAGUGUCCUCACUGUGAUAGUAGAGGGGCAUGCGCUGACAUGUUGGAAUGGAGGUGGGAAAUGGAGUUUAAAUGGGUGGUUGCUGAGAAAUCCCACUUUCUCUGGUAGAUGAAGUGUAGGUGCUCCACGAAGGUGUCUCCCAAACUAUGUCGGGUCUCGCAAAUACAGAGGAGGCCACACCAGGAGCACCAGAUAAAGAAGAUGACCCCAACAGAUUCACAGUUGUCGCCUCACCUGGAAGGGCUGUCUGGGGUCCUGAAUGAUAGUGAGGGAGGAGGUGUAGGGGUGAGUGUAGCACUUGUUCCACUUGCAAGGAUAAGUGCGAGGAGGAAAAUCAGUUGGGAGGGACAAAUGGACAAGGGAGGGUCAAUUCCUGUGGAAAGCAGAAAGUGGGAGGGGUGGAGGGAGAUAUGUGCUUGGUGGUGGGAUUCUACUGGAGAUGGCGGAAAUUACAGAGAGUUGUGUACUGGAUGCGGAGGCUGGUGGGGCGGUAGGUGAGAACAAGAGGAACCUUAUCCGUGGUGGGGUGAGGUCAGAUGUGUGCAGAAUGGAAGAGCUGUAGUUGAAGGCAGCAUUGAUGGUGGAGGAAGUGAAUCCCCUUUGAAGGAAGAGGACAUCUCCUUCAUUCUGGAAUGAAAAGCCUCAUCCUGAGGUCAGCUGCAGCAGAGACAGAGGAAUUGAGAGAAGGGGAUGGGGUUCUUACAAGUAGCAGGAUGGGAGGAGGUAUAGCCCAGGUAGCUGUGAGAGUCAGUGGGUUUAUAAUCAACAUCAAUAGGUAAGCUGUCUAUAGAGAUAGAGACAGAGAGAUGGAGAAAGGGGAGUGAUUAGUCAGAAAUGGACCAAGUGAAUUUGAGGGCAGAGUGGAAGUUGGAAGCAAAGUUGAAGAAGUUGAUGAGCUCCACGUGGGUGCAUGGAUGUAAGUAGGAAGGGACUGAACCGGAGGAUAAAAUGGAGUCAAGGUGGGCAGAUAUAAAUUUAGUGGGGCACAAACAAUGAGUCUACCUGGACAAGCAGGUUUUUGAGCUUGGGUAGGAGGUAGAAAUGGGAGGUGCGGGUUGAGGGAACUAUGAGGUUGUUGGUAAUGGAUUAAAGACCAACACUCGAUGUGCAAGAGAUAGGAAAAAAAACACAAAUGCAGACAAUCGAAGUGAACAACAACAUUCUGAACCAAAUUGGGUCCUUAGAUCUGAACCCUGGAGUAGGCCCAAAGUAGGCUGGGGAAGUUAGAAGAUAUUCUUGAAAAUACUAUGGUUCUUCGGGGAAUAUUCAGGCUACCUGGCAAAGUCAAUGUGCUUUUGAAAAGGGAAUCACAUUUUAGAUUAGAUUAGAUUAGAUUCAACUUUAUUGUUGUUGUGCCAGGUACAGUUACAAGUUCAAUGAAAUGCAGUUAGCAUCUAACCAGAAAUGCAAAGAAUAGUGUUAUUUUCAAAAUAACUGUGAAUUAAAAGUAAGUGCUACAGCACACAAAUUUAAAAUUACUGAGACAGUACAAUAUGGGUGCAAUACUGCUUAGUGCUGUGAUGUGAGGUUCAGCAGGGUCACGGCAUCAGGGAAGAAGCUCUUCCUGUGCCUGCUGGUGCGGGAGCGGAGGCUCCUGUAGCACCUACUGAAUGGGAGGAGAGUAAAAAGUCCAUGGUUAGCUUUAUCCUUGAUAAUGCUUUUCACCCUGCCCAGGCAGUGUUUAUGGUAGAUGUUCUCAAUGGUGGGCAAUUGGGUGCCUAUAAUCUGCUGGGCAGUUUUCACCACACGCUGGAGUGCUUUGCGAUCCGAUACAGGACAAUUGUCAUACCACGCUGAGAUGUAGCUGGUGAGUAUGCUUUCAAUGGUACAGCAGUAAAAGUCCGUCAGUGUCCUGGGACAGAAGUGAGCUUUCUUGAUGCUCCGCAGGAAGAAAAGGCACUGUUGCACCUUUUUGAUCAGGAUGGAGGAGUUCAGGGACCAGGUGAGAUCCUCGGAAAUGUGGACACCAAGGAAUUUGAAGCUUGAGACAUGCUCCACUACAGCUCCAUUGAUGUAGAGGGGGACGUGAGUGUGGCUUCUAGCAUGCCUGAAAUUCACAAUGAUCUUGGUCUUCUGGGUGUUAAGGGCCAGGCUGUUGUCAGCACACCACACGGCCAGGUGCUGGACCUCAUUCCUGUAGGCCAUCUUGUCAUCCCCUCUGAUCAGGCCAACCACUGUGGUGUCCUCUGCAAACUUGAUUAUGGAGUUAGGACCAUACACAGGAAUGCAGUCAUAGGUGAAAAGGGAGUACAGAAGAGGGCUCAGGGUGCUCAGGGUGAGAGUGGAGGAGGAGAGGUUGUCUAACUUAACAGAUUGGAGUCUGUUUGUCAGAAAGUCCGAUGUCCAAUUGCAGAGGGAUGAGCUGAUACCAAGCUGGCGAAGUUUGACCAAUUAAUUUGAUCAAUCAGAAUUUUUAGAAAAUUAUAUGUGAGUUGAUGAUAAAGACAGAUUAUUGGUACUUAGGUUAUCUGCAGGCAUUUGAUGAGGCACUAUACUAAAUAUGAUUGUGAUAAAUAAAAGUUCAUGGUAUAAGAGGUUUACACAUUAGAAGAAUGGUUGAAUAACAGGAAAUCGUGGUUAAUGUAAUGAAUAGUGUGCCAUAGGACAUUACUGUAGUCUCAAGAAUUUACAAGUCAUCCAUCUAGUGGAUAAAGAAGAUUAAAAUGUAGUUGCUAAAUUUGGUAGCAUCAAAGUAUCAAAAAUAAAUUUUACAAGUAUAUUAUCUUUCUGCAGAGAAAUUGCAGAACUCUGAGAAGCGAAGUGAUAAUGACGUAUUCUGAUUCACAAAAGGCUAAAGUGCAGCUGUUAGAAAGUUAACAGAAUAUUAUAGUUGACUGUUAGCAGAAUUGAACACAAGAAGGGGGAUUAUGUAAAGCAUUGAUGAUUUCAUGUCUUGAAUAUUGUGUAUAGUAUUGGUCUUAUUUAAUAAAGAAUGUAAAUCUGAAGUAAUUCAGAGAAGAAUUUCAAAUGUUAAUAUGACAAAGUAUUGAGCAGGCUAAGGUUGCAUUCACUUGAAUCUACCAGACUGGGAGAUUUUGCUGAAAUAUGUAAGGUUCUGAAGAAUAUUUCUAGGGUAAAUCUGGAAAGUGUUCCUUCCUGUCGGAGGAUCACUGUUGAAAGGUGAGUGUUUGCCCGUUUAAGACAGAGAUGAGCCAUUUAGUUCCUUAGCAAGUCUUUCAGCAGAUAUUGUCUUCCUUAAGUGGUAGUAGAAACAGAGUUGAAUAUUUUUAAAACUAAGCUGCAUAGAAAUAUAGAAAACCUACAGCACAAUACAGGCCCUUUGGUGCAUGAUAAGCAAAACGAUAAACAGUUAUCCAAAGUCGAAUGUGAAGUUAACAUUACAAUCUAUGGUGUCUUUAUGUAUUGAUGGAGAAUACUCCUCCUGCUCCCAAUUUAUACAUGUGUAUGAUCAGAAGGAAGGAUACGUGCAUGUCCUGUAAUGGUAACAUGUUUUACAGAUAUCUGGAGAUAUUAAUAUUGUCUGUUUACUGUUAAUUCUUCAGCAAGUCUCAAAAGCAGCGAUGGGGGUAAUUUGUAUUUUAUAUGAUAACUGACAGAGAAAUAUUAAACAUAACAUCAGGAGUAAUUGUUAUUGGAUAGUUAUGCAGGGCUUUUAAUAUCUGCCUGAAGUUAUGGAGAGGUCAAAAAGUACAUUUUAAGUAGUCUUUCUUUAUAAAAUUAAUUACUUAUUUGUGGAGCACAUUGUGAAGAGUUAUUUGAUUUAACAUUGUAUGUUUUUAAUAAAAAUAAAAUUAUUCCAGUCUA